GAAAGAUCUAUAUAUAAAUAGGCAGAAGAAGUGGUAGUAGGCUGUGAACUUUGAUUUCUUUGGGAUUAGAAAACUUCCCGAAAGCUGAAGUUAGCCGGAGGGGCACCCAAAGCCAGAUUGUGCAGUUGCUUGAAGAAUCGGAAGAUGGGAAGAGGAAAAAUUGAGAUCAAGAGGAUCGAGAACACAACCAAUCGUCAAGUCACCUUCUGCAAGCGAAGAAAUGGACUCUUGAAGAAAGCUUAUGAAUUAUCAGUCCUCUGUGAUGCAGAAGUAGCACUUAUCGUCUUCUCCACUCGAGGACGCCUUUAUGAGUACUCCAACAACAACAUAAAAGCUACUAUAGAGAGGUACAAGAAGGCAUGCUCGGACGACGGCACAGGUACAAGCUCUAUGGAAGAAAUAAAUGCUCAGUAUUACCAACAAGAAUCAGCGAAGCUGCGGCAACAGAUACAAAUGCUGCAGAAUUCUAACAGGCACUUAAUGGGUGAUGCCCUGACUUCUCUGAGUAUCAAGGAUCUAAAGCAACUGGAGACCAGGCUUGAACGAGGCGUCUCCAGAAUCAGGUCAAAGAAGAAUGAAAUGUUGCUGGCUGAUAUUGACUGCUUGCAGAAAAGGGAGAUUCAACUGGAAAGCGAAAAUCUUUGUCUUCGAGCAAAGAUAGCAGAAAUUGAAAGGCUUCAGCAAACAAACUUGAAUAUUUGUGGACCAGAGCUGAAUGCAAUCCAUGCAUUAUCCCGAAAUUUCUUCAGUCCGAUCAUGGUCGAGGGUGAAACCCCCUACUCACAACCUGAGCAGAAGAUACUUCGUCUUGGGUAAUUAAAUUGUUGGACUGCAAAUCUGCAUUGGGUGUCUUGAUAUAGUACCUAAAUAAAGAUGCCGUCGUCUGCUCUAUCUGUGUCACUAAUUAAUGUUAUUUUGUAUUGCUUUACGUUAGCGUACAUCAGUU
This is a messenger RNA of Alnus glutinosa, 946 nucleotides long. RefSeq names its product agamous-like MADS-box protein AGL11. The transcript has 9 exons. Gene Ontology annotation, biological process: positive regulation of transcription by RNA polymerase II. Lineage: Eukaryota; Viridiplantae; Streptophyta; Magnoliopsida; Fagales; Betulaceae. The record is from RefSeq and is a predicted model, not a curated record. Bases 145 to 816 code for a protein of 223 amino acids. Gene Ontology annotation, cellular component: nucleus. Gene Ontology annotation, molecular function: RNA polymerase II cis-regulatory region sequence-specific DNA binding; DNA-binding transcription factor activity, RNA polymerase II-specific; protein dimerization activity.